UCAAGAAGCAAAGACGACGCCGACUGGCGCCCCGUCCUCGUCGCUCUGACCAUUCGCUCCCACCCACACCCUUCUCGCCCCUCCUGACGACGACUCCUACUCACUCCUGACUCCUGGACUGCUACUUGUCGCCUCCCGCUGCCCCCCGCCCCCCGCCUCCUGAUAAAAGCCCGGACACUUUACUCGACUCGGCUCCUCCAACACAUCAUCGCAAUGUCCGACCCCGCCGCCGCUGCCGCUGCUCCCGAGCACAAGCACCUCGUCCACUUUGAGACGCACGACCUGCACUCCGACCUCGUGUUUGCGACGGAGCAGACCCUUGCCAACGCGCUACACGCGGCCAAGACCCCGGGAGAGGACAUGGCGAUUCAGCACUACCGCGAGGCCAUUGUCAACAGCUUCCCGCGCGUCAUGAACCGCAUCGAGGGCAUGAAGCGCGUCACUGCGCGUGCGGCCGAGCUGUGCCCCAAGACCAAGGUCGUUCCGGCGUUCGUCUGGACGUGCGACACGAUCAAGUGCCGCUCGGCGCGCGGCCGCACGCUGCUUGUCAGCGCCAAGUGCGUGUCCAAGGACAAGGACCACUGGGAGGCCGCAGCGUGUCUCUGGUGCCGCGACAUGCGCAUCGGGUGCGACAUUACCAACGUCCGCCUCAUGCUGCGUGAAGACGCCGAGGACAUCCUGCCCGCCGCCCGCAAGCGCAAGCGCGUCAUUGUCGACGACGACGAGCACCGCAGCAGCGACCGCUCGACCCCGCAGCCGUACCAGCGCAUGCCUAUCAUGAACCGCAACAACGGCCCGGCCACUCCCUCCAUGUCGCCAACUUUCAACUCGCCCGCUGCCCAGCGUGUCACGCACGCCGCUGCCCGUGCCAGCUCGUCGCGUCCCAGGAACGGGGGGCACGAGGUCGAGACGCUCAAGGAGCGCCUGGCGCACAAGGCCGAGAUGAACAAGAUGCUCCUCAAGGCCAACGAGGACAAGGACAAGCACCUCGCCGACAAGGACCGCGUGAUCGAGGCUGUCAAGGCCGAGAACGUCGCUCUCAAGGCGCGUAUCGCCACCCUCGAGGGCCACAACGCCGCAGACCAGAACCAGAACCACACCCUCGCCCAGCGUGUGGCCGCCCUCGAGACCUCGACGGCCACCUUCAAGCACCGCAUCGACGACGUCCACGCCGAGACGCUGGCCGAGCUCACCGAGCACCGCCACCAGCUUGCCGAGCACCGCGAGCAGCUCGCCGACCAUGCCGAGCAGCUCGCCCACAACGACGAGAAGUACGAGUGGCUUGUGCGCAACUGCUCUGGCUUUGACCUCGACGCCGACGGCAACUGGGUCAAGACGGCCGAGGAGGGAGAGGACGCCGAGGCGUCGCAGGACAAGGAGUGA
Messenger RNA from Vanrija pseudolonga, 1383 nucleotides. RefSeq lists its product as uncharacterized. NCBI's taxonomy places the organism in Eukaryota, Fungi, Basidiomycota, Tremellomycetes, Trichosporonales, Trichosporonaceae. The transcript is spliced from 3 exons. The record is from RefSeq and is a predicted model, not a curated record. The coding region runs from base 214 to 1383 and encodes 389 amino acids.